Bombyx mandarina (wild silkworm) is the source of this 1217-nucleotide messenger RNA. Its product is annotated as ciliary microtubule inner protein 2B. NCBI's taxonomy places the organism in Eukaryota, Metazoa, Arthropoda, Insecta, Lepidoptera, Bombycidae. The record is from RefSeq and is a predicted model, not a curated record.
UCAGUCUCGUAGUGAACCGUCUGGCGCGACGCAGUGCAAAAUGAGCCUCUACCAUUAAUGUUUCAAAACAAGUUUAUACUAACAUGUGGGUAGAUGUGAGUGGGCGCGAAAAGCACAACUACAUGACGCAGACAAAUGGAUGUUUUAUACCGGGAUACACUGGUCACUGUCCCAUGUUGAAGUUUCGUUACGGGAAAUGCUACGGUGAUAACACGCGACAAAUUCUACGUGAAAUCCGAACCAAAGGACUUUUCAAUAAACCAUUCCAAUACCGCACCGGCGACCAUUACGAGUUGAACCAAUUACCGCGACACGACGCUCCGCAACGAGAUACCUACGACGGAAUAGGAAACCGUCAAACCUCACACGUGACUGGAUACACUGGAUACGUACCCGGAAUGAAUUUUACUUACGGCAAGUCAUAUGGACGAACAGCGGACGAUUGCAUGGAAAAUUUCGUGGACAACCAACGUGAAUUACGUCGUAAAUCUGAUUUGAACAGAAGCUAUAUUAGAUCGAGAAGUGCACCGAAAAUGGAAACUGUACAUUCUAGGGACGAAAUACGGAGGGAUCUCAGUAGAUUCCGGGAGAUUAAUAAAUAUAAAGAAAACACAAUAUCGCCCGAGUUUCCACCAAUAGCUGGCUACACGGGCCAUAUACCACGCAUCAAGGGAUCGGAAGCAUCGUUGAGCCAAAGAUACCAUUGCGCUGCCAAACGGGGCCUUGAACUUAUUAGACAGGAACGAGACACAAGAAAGGAACUCAUAAACGCCGACACGAAAAUUAGAACUAUACUCAAAGAUCAUGAUGAUAAAAAAUAUUCAUACUGGAACUGGGGAUAGCAUACGGGAAGAAGAAUGUUCUUUACGAAACGUAGGUGAACGUUCUUCUGUGACCAAACUUUUAAAACAUCCCGACUUCGAACCAUUCCUCGUAAUUAAAAUCAAUUAUUUAAUGUAGCCCGAAGUUUGAAUUUAAAACACAUGGAAAAUUAAACCUUACAACAAUCACGAUACGGUCUAUUACAAAUUUUAAUGAGCGAAAUAUAGAUUAUCAUUGCCACGGCAUUUUGUUGUUCCUGCGAUUGUAUUAGUGUGGAAUGCUUAACGACGACAAGAUCUUCCACCAAGCGAGUGAUAUUUUUUUUUCCUACCUAAGCUGAUAGCCUUGAGAGGCUACUUCAGCGGAACCUUAACUAGUAGGUGAGCUCACGGGGC